AUCGUGUAAGUUGUCGAAAUGGCAAGAACAAAGCAGACGGCUCGUAAAUCUACUGGUGGUAAAGCUCCCCGAAAACAACUCGCCGCUAAAUCAGCUCGUAAGAGCGCUCCUGCUACCGGUGGCGUGAACAAGCCUUACCGUUACAGGCCUGGCACUGUAGCUCUGCGAGAGAUCCGUCGUUACCAGAAGUCCACCGAAUUGCUUAUCCGCAAGCUGCCUUUCCAGAGAUUUGUAAGAGAAAUCGCCCAGGAUUUCAAGACUGAUCUUCGUUUCCAGAGCUCCGCAGUCAGCGAGGCUUACUUGGUCGGUCUGUUUGAAGACACCAAUCUGUACGUAAUCCACGCUAAGAGUAACCAUAAUGCCGAAGGACAUCCAGCUGGCUCGUCGCAUUCGUGGUGA
Molecule: messenger RNA, 399 nt
Organism: Erpetoichthys calabaricus (reedfish)
Lineage: Eukaryota; Metazoa; Chordata; Cladistia; Polypteriformes; Polypteridae
Product: histone H3-like
Exons: 1
Coding region: 19-399 (126 amino acids)
Cellular component (GO): nucleosome
Molecular function (GO): protein heterodimerization activity; structural constituent of chromatin; DNA binding
Source: RefSeq, a predicted model, not a curated record